GCAUAGACCAGGCAGGCAGCGGGGAGGAAGGCGGAAGCUGAGGACGCCGAAGCCAGAAGCGAGCGACUCCGCCGCUUUAGACGCCGCCGGCCGCAGGUGCCACCAGCGGACACACUUCGACCAGAGGCUGCCGGCUCUCUAGCCGAGAGCGAAUGCGGUUAAUGCUGCUUUGCUGCACCUGGAAGGACGAACGAAUGGGAGAGGAGGAAGCUGGGGGGAGUUUGCCCAGGUGUGCAGGGUGCAAACAGAGGAUCUACGAUGAUCAGUACCUUCAAGCUCUCAACACUGACUGGCACACCUUCUGCUUCAGGUGCUGUGAGUGCAGCAGCUCGCUGGCACACUGCUACUAUGAGAAGGAUGGACUGCUCUUCUGCAAAAAGGACUACUGGGCCAAGUUCGGGGAGCUCUGCCACGGCUGCAGUGACCUUAUCACCACUGGCCUCAUUAUGGUCGCCGGGGAACAGAAGUACCAUCCAGAAUGCUUCACCUGUCUGAACUGCAGGACGUUCAUCGGUGAUGGCGACACCUACGCUCUGGUGGAGAGAUCCAAACUCUACUGUGGUCACUGCUACUACCAGACCGUGGUCACGCCCGUGUCUCUGCCUGACUCGCCAUGCCCGCACAUCCCUCACACGGUCACGCUGGUGUCCAUCCCGGCCUCGGCAGAGGGGACCGGGCGCCGGGGGAGGGGCUUCUCCGUGGCUAUCGACCAGCCGCUCAGCCCCACGGACGAUUGCAGUCCGGAACACGGCCGCACCGUCCGGGUCUCCCAGGUGGAUGCUGACUGCAUCAGCCCAGAUGUGAAAAACUCUAUCCAUGUCGGGGACAGGAUCCUAGAAAUCAACGGGACGCCUAUUCACAACGUCCCCCUGGAUGAGAUCGACCUGAUGAUCCAGGAGACCAGUCGGAGGCUCCAGCUCACCAUAGAACACGACCCUCACAGUCGGGGGCAAGAGGGCGGCUCCUCUCCAGAGGCGGGAGAGCAGGUGGAUGGUCCACUGUGGACGCCGCUGUCUGGCAUCCCCAGCCCCGUCCUGCCCGUCACCCAACCCCCACUCCCUGACGUCGGCAACCUGAAAUCCCGCAUAGUCACGCGAAGCUACAGUAUAGACAAGUCGCCGGGCGCCAGCAAAGCGGCAUCCCCCGUCUCACCGAAGAAAGAUAUUAAUCGCUCUGAGUCUCUUCGAGUCGUCUCUAACCGGACGCAUCGCAUCUUCCGCCCGUCCGACCUGAUCCACGGAGAAGUGCUGGGGAAGGGAUGCUUCGGACAGGCCAUCAAGGUGACCCACAGGGAGACGGGCGAGGUGAUGGUGAUGAAGGAGCUGAUCCGCUUUGACGAUGAGACACAAAGAACAUUCCUGAAAGAGGUGAAGGUGAUGCGGUGCUUGGAGCACCCCAACGUGCUCAAGUUCAUCGGCGUCCUCUACAAAGACAAGCGCCUCAACUUCAUAGCCGAGUACAUCAAGGGAGGCACCUUGAGGGACAUCAUCAAGAAAAUGGAUAGCAACUACCCUUGGAACCAGCGAGUCAGUUUUGCCAAGGACAUAGCUGCGGGGAUGUCAUAUCUUCAUUCAAUGAACCUCAUCCACCGAGAUCUUAACUCCCACAACUGUCUCGUCCGGGAGAACAAUGCGGUGGUGGUGGCAGACUUUGGCCUGGCUCGCCUCAUGGUGGACGACAAACACGAGGAGAAGUUUUCGCAAGGUAAACUGUCAGGUUUGAAGAGGCCCGAUCGCAGGAAGAGGUACACCGUGGUGGGGAACCCCUACUGGAUGGCUCCUGAAAUGAUCCACGGAAAGAGUUAUGAUGAGAGGGUGGACAUCUUCUCAUUCGGUAUCAUGCUCUGUGAGAUCAUUGGCCGGGUCAAUGCGGAUCCAGACUAUCUUCCCAGAGCUGUGGACUUUGGGCUGAAUGUGUCGGGCUUCCUGGAGCAUUACUGUCCCCCCGAUUGCCCCCGCGCCUUCUUCCCCAUUGCUGCUGUGUGCUGCGACCUCGACGCUGACAAACGCCCGCCCUUUUCCAAACUGGAGGAGUGGCUGGAGAACCUGAAGAUGCACUUGGACAUCAGCCUCCCGCUGGUGUCGGAAGUGGAGCAGCUGCAAAAGAGCUUCUGGGAGAGCAACAGCGUCGCCCGCACUGAGAACGGCCUGCACGUCCACCCUGAGCAGCCAGAGUAAGGACGGGGAUUCCACAGGAUUCUGCCGGCGAAAGAAAGAAUAGUGGUGUAAUCAUCGCACGCGCACCUCCAAGACCACCCGGCCUAGCUCAGGACCAGCUAGUAGGCUCAGGGGGGGGACAAAGGUGUGUCGGGGGGAAAAAAAAAAAACCACUUUGACCACAACCGCUUGCUGCACCUGAUGCUUCAUAGAGCAUGUCGUAUGCAAUCACAUCCGUCUUUCCCGCCCUGGCAGUUUUGCUGGCAUAAAUGAGGUUGUUUGCAAGUGUCACAUGACGCAGAUAGUUAGCCAUCUUUACAGCUUACUAGCGAGCGAGCGAGCGCACGUACAGUACACACAACUGUACUUCAGGUCCAAGCCUACCCGAGCAGGAGUGCCUACCAAGCUGAAAUGUCUUCGAUAGUGCACUAGUUUGUACAUAGCUGGUUGUAAAUGUGGUAAAUAUUGUACAAUGUAAAGACUUAUUUUCUAUACGUAUCGCAGCAUGGCCAUAUUUUGUUAUGGCCGACCUGGUGAAGAUUGAGACGUUUGACUGCAGUUUAAUGAGGGCUCAGCGUUUGAUCGACUAACAUCGGCUUUUUAUCUCGCGAUGCUCCUUUUACAUCCUUCAUGAAUUGUAGCGUUUGGAAUACGACGGAGAUCUCUUUAAGACACAGAUAUCUUUUUAUCGUUCUCCUUAAUGGUACCAAAUACUGUCUUCUAGUGACUGCCCACCUACUGUAAUGUUUGUUUACAUCCGAUCUGUAAAUACCACGUCUUAGUGUGUGCACUGCGAUGAUAUACGCCGCUUGGAAUAACCGCUUCCACAAACGUCUCUGGCUAUACGGCAAAUUUCUGGCUUUCGUUCUAACAAGUUGCAUGGUACAGUAGCUACAGUACGGUCUAAAAGCCUGUGUAAUCUCAUCUUAAAUAAGGACUUUUUAAAAAAUAUUGUGUAAACUUAAAAAGAAAAAAAAAACAGCAUAUGUUUUAUAUUAAAAUAUAUAUAUAUAUACACAGUAUAUAGAACCACUGAAAUAUUUUGUAUAGGUUUUCAUUUGCACUAUUUUAACCAAAUGGCUGGUUUUCGCUGUGUUUCCUUUGAUUUCCUCUCUUGGGCUACUUAUUUUAAGAAGGAAAUAAGAUCAUGUUGAUAAAAUGAUGCAAGACACUGAUCAGGCCUAACAUGGAGUUGAUUUGUGAGGGUAGUAAUGAUCGUAUUUUCUGGACUAUAAGCGCCUACUUUUUUCCCAAGCUUUGAACCCCGCGGCUUAACAAAGGUGCGGCUAAUCUAUGAAUUUUCUUCGCUAACGCCCGUAAUAUUUUGUAUCUAACAAACUUACAUAGCAGUUACACCGACACAUCAACUGAAAAGUUGUGUUAUGGGGCCAUCUUUUGGACGAGUUCGCUCACUGCAGGUGCUGCGGGUUGAAAGUCUACAGUUUCGAGUUUGUUUCUGUCAGAGUUAGUUUGUGACGAACCCCAAGAUGCAGAGAAGGAGGCUAGCAUUUUUCAGGAAAAUGUGAUUUAAUUAAAAUAUUAGAACAAGAACAAACCAAAGGGGUACAACCAAAAGUGCGCACGAGGCGGAUAACAAACUAAGGGAGCUAGCAUGGGAGCUAGAAAAUAAAAGGAGCUUAACAUUGAAGCUAGCAAAAACAAAAAGGGUCUAGCUUGGAAGCUAGCGGGUAGCGAGCAGGAAAACAGAAUUCGUAACGUGUAGAACAAAACAAACUGGAAGAAGGGAACAAAAAACAGUAAGCUACAAACAUCUGACAGAUAUAGCUUACCGCUACGCUGCAAAUACAAGACAUGGCACGACACGACAAGAGCAACAUUGACAAGACAAUAAUCCAGCCCUGACUGGAGGACACAUGCAGGUACAAAUAGGAGCGGGCUGAUUGACACCAGGUGUGGCCAGGUGCCAAUCAGCCACAGCUGAGGACAAACAGCGCACAGGGAAAAAAACAGGAAACAGACAAAAUAAGAGCGCUGAAAGGAAUUAAAAACAGGAAAUACUAAACACACACAGAGGAAAAACUAAAACACAAACAAACUGUCAGUGGCAAGCCUGACAGUUUCGAACAUAUGUAACGGGUAUAAGAAAUACUUUGAUUAUUUCAGUGAAAUUCCUGCUAAAGUAUGUGUAUUGUUUUGUUAUGUAUGAGAGGUCCAAUUGCGCCAUCUGCUGGUACCUAAGUCUAUAGAUAUGACCGCAAACCGGAAGCUGUUAGCAGACUUCCCGCACUCUGCUAAUGGUAAGCCGCAGUCUGAUAUUGCUCUCCAAAGUACCAGCAGAUGGCGCAAUUGGACCUCUCAUCUAAAUAAUAAAUAAUUAAUAUUCCAUAGUAAGUAAACAAAAAUUAAAUACAUAAAUAAUCUAUCCCUACUAUUUUAUGCUUUGAACCGGAAGUAUAAGUGCCGUAACGUCUACUGGCAGUCCAUAGUAUUUCUACUCGUAGGGUUUCUUUAUUCAUCACUCCAAGCAACAUUUCUAAGUUUUACAAUAUAACUAAAACAAUUCAUACUUACUAAACCGUCAAAUGUUUGAUGGGAGUGUUUUCAUGCAUAUUUGUACGUGCCAUCGUAAUGUCAUCGAGCAAGCGUAGCAUAAGCAAAUAUGCAAACACAUAUACGAGUGUCUUUGUUCAUUUUAUUAACUUACAAUGGCAUUCUUUUUGUAUUGUUUUAGUUUUGUAAAUUCACCAAGAAGUCACCGUGGAGUUAUUAAGACUGUUUAGCUCAUUGUAGAGCUAGUUCGCGCGGCUAGUGGGUCCAUGACGAUGACUUCUGUUUUGUUUAAUCGGCCGUUUUACUGCCGUUUACAAACAAUAAAGGUAUGUAAAAAAAAAAAAAAUCUAAAUAUGUGUGUGUAAUUAUCUCAUUAUACAACGUAUAUAUCUGCAGCUUUUAGUCUGGUAUGGUUAAUAUAUGGGGUAAAAAAUAUAUUUUAAAAUUAUACAUACCAGUGUGCUCUAUAGUCCAGAAAAUAUGGGAACAACAAUUACUGUCCUUUUAGUAAGAGUGUCCGGUUUUCUCCCGAGGAUGGAUUUUUCUGGUUUUUGCUUCUCUAAAGACGUGAUGUCUCAGCUCUGCUUGCUGCCUUGCUCAAUGGUCCGUGUCAACCACGUGGAGUGUCAUGUCCUGUGGCUUGGACCGUCUCAGCCGGUUUAUCUCCCGUUUGGCUCAGAGCCGUCAUCUCUUGGGCGUGAUGUCAGUUCCCAAGUGAGAAGACGGGACCAGCAUGCGAUCACGGUUCUUGCACGAUAUUCAAAAAGUAUGCUAGUGUGAAGCCAACCACUCCUGGGUGAUGUGUUCUUACUGUAGUUCCUCCUAGAGCCAUGUGAGCAUGUUGGAUGUCUCCGUGAUGAUCAAUUCGAAUGUUUCCGCAGCACUUCUUCGCAAAGGAUCGAUACCUCUGAUCAAUGCUGUGCCUUUGAUGUAAGCUAGCCUUGCCAACGACUUGAAAUCGUGACCUGAUUUCCUGAUGUGUCAUUUAUUUUUUUCAUGUAUCAUAAGUGGACUGAAUAUCAUCGCCAAUACUGUUUGUAUGAGAUUCUUCUUCUACCCCUGUAUCAUAUUUAUAUUUUCCUGAGCUUCACUCUGUUUUGAUAUUUUAUUAAUAUUAGACAUCUUCUUUGGUUCUCUUUAUUUAAUUUGUACACAAGCUGUGAAAACAAUUCUGCACUUUAAUCCUGAACGUAAACAUUCAGCUCUUGAGGAGACGAGUGUUUUGUUUUGUUCUUACUUGUUGUCACGGCUUAAAAUAAAAUUGAUGCUCCUUAAUGAAA
Nerophis ophidion (straightnose pipefish) is the source of this 5947-nucleotide messenger RNA. It is a transcript of the gene limk1a, whose product is annotated as LIM domain kinase 1a. Gene Ontology annotation, molecular function: protein serine/threonine kinase activity; ATP binding; protein binding. The record is from RefSeq and is a predicted model, not a curated record. Gene Ontology annotation, cellular component: cytoplasm; nucleus; neuron projection. The coding region runs from base 153 to 2177 and encodes 674 amino acids. The transcript has 17 exons. Lineage: Eukaryota; Metazoa; Chordata; Actinopteri; Syngnathiformes; Syngnathidae. Gene Ontology annotation, biological process: actin cytoskeleton organization; protein phosphorylation; positive regulation of stress fiber assembly.